Anneissia japonica is the source of this 4934-nucleotide messenger RNA. RefSeq lists its product as uncharacterized. Gene Ontology annotation, molecular function: protein binding; guanyl-nucleotide exchange factor activity. Lineage: Eukaryota; Metazoa; Echinodermata; Crinoidea; Comatulida; Comatulidae. The record is from RefSeq and is a predicted model, not a curated record. The coding region runs from base 68 to 4063 and encodes 1331 amino acids. The transcript is spliced from 16 exons. Gene Ontology annotation, cellular component: cytoplasm.
UCAAAACUUUUAGAAACCUUUUCUUAUUAUUUAAGCUUUCUUGAACCAGGGAGGUUAAACUUUGAAAAUGUUUGUUCAAACAGUGUAUAUAAAAAGUAGUAAUCGAUGUUCUAUAUAUAUAGUCCACAGCAAGAGGAAUCAGGCUCAUCUGGAUGAUUAUAAUGACAGAAAAGAUAGAAGUAACAGCAGCUCUACAGACUCAAGUACACAUGACUCAAGACGAGGCAGCCUUUUGGCAAAAAGCAAAGCCGACUGGCGCCUAGAACCAGAGGAACUUCACCACGUCUUGGAGAAAGUCAAAGCUGAGCGUGAACGGGAAGACGGAUCAUCAAUUCUAAGCCCAGUAGCUCCCAGUACAGACACAAGGCUUAGAUCACGAAGUUUUCCCCGUCCCCGCAGUUGGAAUGGAAUGAUUGACAGUGGAAUUGAAAGAGCAAAUUUGAAAUCAGCAAGACAAAUGGGGAUGAGUAAACCACAACAUGCAAGUGGGGGAGGGCAGGUGUCCAGUCGGGAUACUUUUCUUGAGACCCAUCUCCCAUUAAGAUCUCCCAAAAAGACUGGAGAGAGAAAGGAUUACUCUCCAGGAAGUCCAACUGAAAUUGCCUGGCCUAACCUUUUGCCAGGAUUUAUAAAUAAGAAAUCUCCGACAAGUCAUUCUAGAGAUAUUUCAAGAAAUGGUAAUCAGCAAAACUUGUCAGGUAUUACCGUAAAUGUUGAUUCUUCUAGCGUUGUAAAUAAUAACCAAAUUUCUGUACAUAAUCACAAAACAAGGUCUCUUCCAUACAAUACAGGAAGCUCAGAUGUGUUUGAGAAAUUUAAUAAGGGAAGUGAUCAUCUAGGGCCAAGGUGCAGUACUCCUUCUAAAAAUGUGGAAGUCCAAAAAUAUGAUGAACUUGAACCAGUAUCGCGCCGAAGGUCAAAUAGUCUCACACGUGCAAUUGAUGAAGGUAGACUCGACAUAGUGGAUGAGGCUGAUCUCCGGCCGCUGGACAUUGAAAACGAUUUUCACCUGAUCAGUCAGAUUACAGAGAUGAACCAAAAAAUGUUACUCAAUCAGUCACGGAGUAGCUCUCCGCAAAACGAACUAAGCAUAGGAGAGAACAAUUCUCUGAGCUCUAGUAUCAAUUGUCUUAACCGCCAGGUUACUAAGCCGACAAAGAGAUGGAGUUUUAUAAAAGAAUCCAGCAAAGCAGGGCAGAGAAGUGCACCUGCAAGUGCUCGUAUGACCCCAGUUGGAACACCUCUGGGGAGUCCUGGUUUGAAACAUAAAAGUUUACGUCCAACCAAGGAUUCUUAUUCAACUUUGGUUAAGUUUAUGGAUUAUAGGCAGCGUGCUGACUCUGCUGGGCAAUCAGAUGUUGAAAGAAGAACUCUCUCCAGUAGGUCAAAAGAAAAGCGGAAGAAAAUACAAUCCCUGUUACUGGACCAGUCAAAGAGUUACCAGUCUCACAUAGGAAUCAGUUCCCCAGAUUUACUGGGAACACAACAACAUUCUGGUAGUCGAUCCACUGUUGAUGGUAACCUUGACAUUUCAGUAGAUGCUAGGUUUAUGCCAAAAUAUAGUUCUUUGCAAAGAACUGGACAAAGACAGCAUCAUAAGCCUGUCCAAAAAAUGUGCAGUGACUCAUUGGUUAAUAAUAAUAAUCAAAUAGAUUGGCCACAGAAAUCACACCAUAAACCAUUGGUAAGGACUUAUGGUGUUGGCAAAGAUGUUACGCUAAGAUUAAGCUACUCUGAAAAUGAUGGGCUUUCAGAGAAGAUGGUGGACCAACGCCAGCAGAUGGAAACUAAUCUUGAGGAUUCUUCGGACAGCUCAAGCCUAACUAGCUUUGAGUCUUCAAUUGGAAAUCUGUCCAUAAACUCUCGUUCACCUUCCCAAGCAACUUCCACUGACAUCAGCAUUGAACAAUGCGACAAGACAGAUGCCUCCCAGAAUACAUCACCAGUUGCAAAGAAUACUAUUAGUACAGCUGUAGUUAUACGAAGGCCAAAGGGACGCGACUUUCGGCGCCCGAAAUCAAUGCCAAAUUUUGAUUCCUAUCGUGUCGACAGUGCCUCAAACUCUUCACGUGAAAGCAGUAGGAACAUGGAAGAAGAAAAGCCACCAUUGAAGGCUCGACCGCCGAAGCCAAGAAGGGCGCCAAGGCGUUCAAAAUCCGAUCUUGGAGGAAAGAAUACAAUUAAAGCAGCUUUGAAAGCUGCCGAAAGAGCUGCAAUGAAAGAGGCUGCUGAACAAGAUGUUAUAGAGAAAGCUGCAAAUGAAAUAUUGAUGAAUGCUGAAAGACUUACUGAGAAAGAGCAAUUUGGGACAUUAACACGGAGGAGUUCUGGAAGUAGCAUGAAUAUGAAUGGUAACAUAGGGGACGAAGAAGAAACAGAAAAAGAGGAUGCUGUUGUGAGGAGAAACCGUCGCAGAGGUGUAGUUACCAGGCCAGUUUCUGAUCUUGGACCUAUGAACUUUGACUUUAAUUUUAAUGGAGAUACAACACCACCAAGGAACAGAAAGGCCUCAAUUCCAACCGUACUGCAUAAGGUUGAUAGUCCACGGACGCUCAUCAAGAGGUCACAGAGCAUACCCAGUGACUUGCACAAGGAAAAAUUAUGCAAUGUUUCAAACCAGCUGAAAUCUAACGGUACCACUGACAGACAUCCUGAUGUAAUACCACGCCAUUCCCAAAGCACAGAUACUUUAGCAGAGGAUAUGUGUAUAACAAUGAAUGCGGCUGAUGAUGAUGUUUUAGUGUAUGGUGAAGCAUUGUGGGAUCAUGUUACAAUGGAUGAAGAAGAAUUAGCAUUCAAAGCUGGGGACGUGAUCGGCGUGACUGACAUGCAAGACAAGGAGUGGUGGUGGGGUCAAGUGGAUGACCAGGAGGGCUGGUUCCCAUCUGCCUUUGUCAGAAUCCGUGUAAAUCAAAAUGAAACUGUGGAAGAACAUUUUGAAAAGAUGAGCUCGGGACAGAUAACUGCCGAUCAGACUGUCCGGCGCACAAGUAUGAGCUUCCUCAGUAAACGACAAGUGCGGACAAACGUUGUCAUGGAGAUUUUAAACACGGAAAAAGACUACAACAAACAUUUGAAAGAUUUGUGUGAGAAGGAUGGAUUUAGCAUCUAUGCAGCUUAUUGCAGUAACCACAGCCGUGCCAUUACAGAACUACGCCAGCUGUUGCGAAGACAACGAUAUAAACAUUUCUUUGAGGCAUGCCGUUUAUUACAAGCCAUGAUUGAAAUUCGUAUAGAUGGCUUUCUUCUUACUCCCGUCCAACGUAUAUGCAAAUAUCCCCUUCAGCUUGCUGAACUCCUUAAAUACACGGGCACAGACCAUCCCGAUUACAAUAACGUGAAGCAAGCCCUUGAAACAAUGCGGAAUGUAGCAUUUGCGAUCAACGAACAAAAACGGCUCAUAGAGAACAUUGAGAAAAUUGCUCAGUGGCAGAAAAGUAUCGAGGGCUGGGAGGGUAAAGAUGUUCUUGAAGUAAGCACACAGUCUUUACAUUCCGGAGAAGUGUUCAAAGUAUCGCAUUCAGGUCUCAGAAAAACAGGACGGGUGCUCUUCCUCUUCGACCAUCAACUGAUUUUAUGUAAAAGGGAUAUUCUUUGGAGAAGUCAGCUGGUUUACAAAAACAGAAUUAACCUUGAUUCUUGUACUUUUCUGGAUGUUGUUGACACCAAAGAUAUUCGCAAUGCAUGGAAAACCACAGACCACGAGUCUGGUAAAACGUAUGUGUUCUGUACCAAGUCUCCUGAGGAGAAACAGAAAUGGUUGAAGUCAUUCCAUCGAGAACGUGUACUUGUACAUGAGGAGGAAGAGCGAGGUGUUUUAGUGUCAUCUAGUGCAAGGGAGGCAGCCAUGAAAAAUGCUGCACUAACUGAAAAACCUAUCAAACCAUCAGACACAUUAUUAAAACGCAAGGUUCCACUAAUGCCAUAUGAAUACCAACACGAAAUCAUCAAACCAAAUGUUAAACGCAUGGUGCUACCGCGAGGAAUUUCAUCAUCAGAUGGCAGUGAAGUCGACACUUCUAAACGACGUUUACUCAACUGGUUCUUCAAAGGAAAGAGGUGAUGGGAAAAAGUCAGUAGAGAGAAAUAGUCUCUAGAAAACAUAAUACUGGAUGCCACAGUCAGGGUCUUUGAGCUAAAAACAUCUUGUGCGGACACUCUAAUUGACCAAACACGUUGAAAAAUUAGCAGCAAUAACAAGAGUUAUCUCUUCCAGAUAUAUUUGAAAUAAUGAGUAGUGCCGGGAAGAAGUGGAGAUAAAGAGUGCAAUUCAUUGAUCAUGUGACUGUUUAUGUGACUGUUUGGAAGUACUGAAUUCUGCAGUUAACUCUUAAUGCAGUGUGUGUGUAUAUGGUAUUAUAGAAACACAACCAGUAUCUUGCCUUGAACCACUUGGAAGAGUACAAUCUCUAUUUAAUACAAAUAUAACAGGUGUAAGAGAUGGCAGUUGCUUAAACAGGUAGCUACAGCGUGAUUUAUCAGAUGGCUUUGGUAUAUUUCACCCAGUACCGGCAGCUAUGGCAUAUUUUUUCCAAGCAUGUAUACAGGUGUUUAUGAGGUGUUUAAUACAUGUUUACACAGGUGGAUAUAACUUGUUUACCAGGUGUUUAUACAGGUGGGUAUGAUAUGUCUUGUCAGAUGUUGGUAUAGGUGGCUAUGGCAUAAGCAUUCAUUACAGGUGUAAUGUUUACAAGGGGUUUACACAGACAAAUAUAACUUAACAGGUGUCCAUACAGGUGGUUAUGAUAUGUUAUGCAAACAUAUCACUGUGUUUGACUAUUCGUUCAUACAGGUGACUAUGACAUGAUCAAAGUGGUGCAAGGUGAUGAUUAGCUUUGUGCUAUGUGAAUACAUUGGUAUGUCUCAGUAUCUCAAACCUUUGAUCACAAUUAUAUUGACAUUUGAAUACCCAGUGGGAAGUACUUUUGAUACUG